Molecule: messenger RNA, 1582 nt
Organism: Anastrepha obliqua
Lineage: Eukaryota; Metazoa; Arthropoda; Insecta; Diptera; Tephritidae
Product: ketohexokinase-like
Exons: 1
Coding region: 446-1405 (319 amino acids)
Biological process (GO): fructose metabolic process
Molecular function (GO): ketohexokinase activity
Source: RefSeq, a predicted model, not a curated record
UCUCAGUGACCACAUCUCCAAACAACUUGAAGUGCUUCGGAGCACGACUGCUAAAAGCAAUCAAAGAGAGUGUUGAGAUAGGUAGAAUUAUGAAUGAGGAAAGCAGCAAUCACUCGGUGAGCUGUAGUUAGUUCAAAGCUGUGAAUACAAUCGAAAACAGCUGUUUUAAAGUAUGUAUCAACGCGAGCAAAUACUUCUCUGAUAAGAUUUGAUUUUGCUAAUAAAGGUAGCAAGGCAGUAAUUCAAUUGUUCAGAUAUCAAUGUGAAGCCAAAUAAAUAGUUCAAGUCAAUAUAUAAAUUAAAAAACUACGCUUCGCAAAUGCAGAGCGCAGUAAGCAGUGAAAAAUAAAAUAAAUUAACCGAAACAAACCCGCAAAAAAGAGAAUUUAAUCUUACAAUCAAAGCAAAAUUACGCGUGCAACAAUAAUUGGCUGUCGUUAGCAAAAUGGAUCAGCAGCGCCGCAUAGUCUGCGUCGGUAUGUGCGUGCUAGAUGUCAUACACGUCGUGGAUCAUUACCCUGUCGAAGAUACCGAUAAACGUUGUGUAACUGGCUAUUGGCAGCGUGGUGGCAAUGCUUCCAACAACUGCAGUGUACUGCGGCAAUUAGGCGGCGCUCAUGUCGAAUUUUUGGGUAUGCUAAGCGCUUCGCCGGCCUUUGGUUUCCUUUGCGAAGAUUGUCACAAGCAUGGAAUAGCUAUUGAAAAUUGUCCAAAAACUGAAAAGGAUCCACCCUUCUCAUCGGUCAUACUCAACAAUGAGACUGGUUCGCGCACAAUCAUUCAUUCCAAUCCCGAAUUUCCACCGUUGGAAUAUAAGCAUCUUGCACAACUGAAAUUGAGCAACUAUGGCUGGGUUCAUCUCGAAGGUCGCAAUCCUGAGUCUGUUUUGCAAUUCAUAAAGGAUAUUCGCAACUAUAAUAAAGAGAUGAAAAACACUAAAAAUCAAAUUAGAAUAUCAGUCGAUCUGGAAAAAAUUAAGGACGAAAUACUUAUUUUGGGUGAGUCAGCUGACAUUGUCUUUCUAGGCAAAGACUUGGCAACUCACUUGGGUUGGAACCAGCCAGAAGAGGCAGUAAUGGGUUUAUAUGACAAAUUCAAACCCCAGGCAGAAUUGAAUAAUUCUAAACCAGCAAUUAUAUGCCCCUGGGGCGCUGAGGGUGCGGGUUGUGUGGAUGCGCAGGGCAAUUACUGUUUCGUACCUUCAAAAAAAGUACCUCAGAUAGUAGACUCGUUGGGUGCUGGUGAUACUUUCUGCGCUGGAGUUAUACAUGCGUUGCAAGUGCUCAAUAAAAGUUUGCCAGAGGCUGUACAGAUCGGGCACUCCGUCGCGGGUUACAAACUGGGACACCGUGGCUACGAUAACAUAAAGAACUUUUGGCAGGAUCAGCGAGAAAAUUCAAAAUAAAAAGGUUUGAAAUUGUUUUGUAUGUUAAGUUACCUUCAAUUGUUACCCAGAUGGGCUACGUGAAAUUAUUUAAUCGUCUGGCACAUAUUUUUGUUACUUUCAACUUACUAAUUUAAAGAAAUAUAUAAAUAUAAGUAUGUUCUUUAGUUAAAUUUAAUCUGCCUAUGAUUAUUUGUA